Messenger RNA from Pteropus alecto (black flying fox), 585 nucleotides. RefSeq names its product olfactory receptor 7D4. The transcript has 2 exons. Gene Ontology annotation, molecular function: olfactory receptor activity; G protein-coupled receptor activity. Lineage: Eukaryota; Metazoa; Chordata; Mammalia; Chiroptera; Pteropodidae. Gene Ontology annotation, cellular component: membrane. Bases 1 to 585 code for a protein of 194 amino acids. Gene Ontology annotation, biological process: G protein-coupled receptor signaling pathway. The record is from RefSeq and is a predicted model, not a curated record.
AUGUACCUGAUCACUGUGUUUGGAAACCUGCUCAUCAUCCUGGCCGUCAGCUCAGACUCUCACCUCCACACACCUAUGUACUUCUUCCUCUGCAACCUGUCCUUGGUGGACAUCUGUUUUACCUCCACCACUGUCCCAAAGAUGCUGGUGAGCAUCCUGACACAGAACAAAGUUAUAACUUAUCGAGGCUGCAUCACACAGAUAUAUUUUUUCCUACUCUUUGCAGGUUUGGAUGUCUGUCUCUUAACUGUGAUGGCCUAUGACCGCUUUGUGGCCAUCUGUCACCCCUUGCACUACACAGUCAUUAUGAACCCCUGGCUCUGUGGAUUGCUGGUUCUGGUAUCCUGGAGCAUGUUUGUCUCUUUAUUUUACUGUACGGGCCUAGGAGUGUACCUCAGCUCUGCUGCUACCCACAACUCACAGUCAAGAGUGGUAGCCUCAGUGAUGUACACAGUGGUCACACCUAUGUUGAACCCUUUCAUCUACAGUCUCAGGAAUAAAGACAUAAAAGGGGGUCUAAAAAGAGUUUUUGGGGUGGAGGCUAUAAAUAGACCUAUUAUCCUGGGAUUAAACAAGUGUCUAUGA